UUAAAAAAUCUGUUCAUAGUGUCACGAAUGGAUCACAGUGAUUGCGACUGUCUUGUGAUAGUUGUGAUGAGUCAUGGAGACAAUGGAAAAAUAUAUGCUAGUGACAUGGAUUAUCGUACAAACACCCUGUGGAAAUAUUUCAAUGCGAGAAGUUGUCCCACGUUGGCGGGAAAACCAAAAUUGUUUUUUAUUCAGGCUUGCAGAGGUACAGGUCUGCACCCCAGCCAAAAACUUCACGUUGAAGAAGACGCUUCUUCAAACGAUGUUUCUUACACAAUUCCCAUUAUGGCAGACAUUCUUGUGAUGUAUUCAACAGUUGAGGGGUUUUAUUCAUGGCGUGACCCCAAAAAUGGUGGUUAUUUUAUCCAAUCUUUGGUAAAACAGUUAAGAAAUCACCACAGAACCAAAGAUUUGUUGACAAUUCUUACGUUUGUUAACCGGGAAGUGGCUAUUGAUUUUACGUCACUUGAGCCAAACCAUCCUCGAUUUUCAGGACGUAAACAAAUGUGUUCUAUUGUUAGUAUGUUGACACGAUUGAUGUAUUUCACACAACAGCAAAUAAAAAAUUAAUAUUUAGUUAA
Tribolium castaneum (red flour beetle) is the source of this 581-nucleotide messenger RNA. RefSeq names its product caspase-1. The annotation marks the transcript as partial. The transcript has 2 exons. Lineage: Eukaryota; Metazoa; Arthropoda; Insecta; Coleoptera; Tenebrionidae. Gene Ontology annotation, biological process: apoptotic process; positive regulation of neuron apoptotic process; proteolysis. Gene Ontology annotation, cellular component: cytoplasm. The record is from RefSeq and is a predicted model, not a curated record.